UAGGCAGCUGAUAAAAGCACUGCGGCUGCCCUGGGAACUGCGCUGCUUGAAUCCAGUUACCUCCGGGUAGGUGGCUGGGUGAAGCAGCCUUUUCUGGCAGCCUCGGGUCGCCUAGCGGCUCCGGAGGCGCCAGCCCUUUUCUCCUGCAGGGCGACCCGACUGAAAGGUGGAAUCUGUAGCUGAAGACGUCGCAACAACUGCUGGCUAUCAGAGGAUCGCAGCAGCAGCUCAUCAAAGCGGAAAUCUGAACUUGAAAUUGGAGGUAGCUGAUUGUUAGAGCUGGUCUUGAAAUCCUGAGCACCUACGACCCCCCCCCCCCGUGGACCACUGAGAUUGAGAUCUACUGUACUCUGGAGCCGAGCUUUCUCACCGGAGGACACAGGUUGCAGAGGCUGGAAAUAAAAACCUCACUCCAGUUUCCUCGCUAGUCCCCUACUGAGAUUGGAGACUGCUGCGUGACUGAAGAUAAAGCGUUUUUUUUCCUGAAACGCCCUGGGCAUCUUGUAUUAAGAUAUCCUAUCGCCAUUGUCAGGCAUGGCUAGCAUCUUUGCACGCAUGGGUAACGGCCGGGGGCAGAACUCACCCUUGCCACCUUGGGCUCAUUCCAUGCUGAGGUCCCUGGGGAGGAGUCUCGGUCCUUUAAUGGCCAACAUGGCAGAUAGAAACAUGAGGUUGUUCUCUGGGCGGGCAGAGCCAGCCCCGGGGGAAGAAACCUUUGAAAACUGGCUGAGCCAGGUCACUGGGGUCCUGCCUGAAUGGCAUAUGCCUGAGGAGGAAAAGGUCAGACGCCUAAUGAAAACCCUUAGGGGCCCUGCCCGGGAGGUCAUGCGUUUGCUCCAUGCUGCCAAUCCCACCCUAAAUGUGGCCGAUUUUUUGCGGGCAAUGAAACUGGUCUUUGGGGAGUCUGAGAGCAGUGUGACAGCCCAUAAUAAAUUUUUUAACACUGUGCAGACACACGGAGAGAGACCAUCCCUGUAUGUGAUCCGUUUAGAGGUGCAGCUGCAGAAUGCUAUCCAGGCAGGGGCGUUUGCUGAGAGAGAGGCAAACAAGGCUCGCCUGCACCAACUCCUUGUAGGGGCUGAGCUCAGUAGAGACCUUCGUUUCAGGCUUAAGGAGCUUCUCAGGAUGUUCGCAAAUGAGCCAGAGCGCCUUCCCGAUUUCCUGGAGUUAAUCAGGAUGAUUAGGGAGGAGGAGGAGUGGGAUGACACUUUCAUUAGACCGAAGCGGCCCAGAUGUGAGUCAGUGAUGGAGCGGGCACUCAGUCCUGUGGCAUUUCAGGGCACCCCACCGAUUUUGAUCAGCAGUGCUGACUGCAACGUGAUAGAGAUAGAUGACUCUCCAGAUGAUUCAGAUGAGGACGUGAUCUUGGUGGAGGCUGAGGACCCACCACUGCCAUCCUCGAGUGCUCCUCACUUCCUAGGCAGGGCUAUAUCUGAGGACCAAGUGCUGGUCAUUGAGUCCCCCAACAUUCCUGAGAUUCAGUCUCCUUCCACCAGCAGUGGCUCUGGGCGGAAGAACAAUACUUUUGUGGAGGUGCGUAGAACCAGGAAGCGAAAGCACACAGUCAACUGUGUCCAUUGUGGUGAGGACGGUCACUCCAAAGAAACCUGUGACAAUGAGAAUGACAAAGCUCAGGUUUUUGAGAAUCUGAUCAUCACCCUGCAGGAGCUGACACACACAGAGGAGGAGAGGGCGAGAGAGGCCUUUGGAGAGCCCUUUGGCUUCUCCGAGUUCCAGUAAGAUGCUAUCCUCCAGCCUCAAAUUAACCCUUACCUUUACUCAGAAUUCAAUGGUGGAAAAGUUGGGGGGGUCUUCUAAUUGCAUGAAAAAUCCACAAAGUGACUUUCCUUUGGCGUGGAGAAAGGGUCUUGAACAUGAGUGCAUCAGAGAGAAAUGGCCUGACCUAUGGCUCUGUUCCCUUUCCCCAUGCCUGAUUCUGCUCUCCGUGUGCACCUAUCUCCUUGGUGGCUUUAUUCUCUUUGUGAAAGUGGUAUUGUUCACUGUUCAAUCUUCAAGUCAGAAAGAAAAUGACUUUAAAAAGUAAAACUUACCUAGAACUCUCUACCCCGUGUAACAAUUGUCAGCCCUUUGGUGACUAUCCCUCUAAAUAUUUCUCUGUACCCUAUGUUCCUAGAUAGAUAUGUGUAUAGACAGAAGUGAUCAAAUAUAAGUGUUGUUCUAUAUGCUGUAUUUUUUCACCAAAAUGUAUGUUGUGGCCUUCUUUGUCAAUAAAUAAAUAUAUAUGUGUCAGCAUCUA
Messenger RNA from Mesocricetus auratus (golden hamster), 2257 nucleotides. RefSeq names its product zinc finger CCHC-type containing 12 (gene Zcchc12). The transcript has 4 exons. The record is from RefSeq and is a predicted model, not a curated record. Gene Ontology annotation, cellular component: nucleus. The coding region runs from base 535 to 1740 and encodes 401 amino acids. Lineage: Eukaryota; Metazoa; Chordata; Mammalia; Rodentia; Cricetidae.